Molecule: messenger RNA, 2517 nt
Organism: Hipposideros armiger (great roundleaf bat)
Lineage: Eukaryota; Metazoa; Chordata; Mammalia; Chiroptera; Hipposideridae
Gene: SLC1A6
Product: solute carrier family 1 member 6
Exons: 11
Coding region: 712-2406 (564 amino acids)
Biological process (GO): L-glutamate transmembrane transport
Cellular component (GO): plasma membrane
Molecular function (GO): L-glutamate transmembrane transporter activity; glutamate:sodium symporter activity; neutral L-amino acid transmembrane transporter activity
Source: RefSeq, a predicted model, not a curated record
GCUUGUGAUGACAUCAUGCACAGCGGCGGCAACCAGGUUUCUGACUGGUGGUUCUAGUAGCCAGCCUGACUAGCUUGUCAAAAGGCAAGGCCUGUGACCGGAUCACGAUUUCAUUGGCUGAGCUGGUUGCUCAGGCAACCUUAGGCAGGGCCUCUGACCACGUCAAGCAUGGAUUGGCUGGAUCGAGCUGGUUGCUGAGAAAUGAAGAGGCCUAUGUGGCAAGGAAUUGAUGGAGCCUCUGGUCAUCAGCCAGCAAGGAUCUGCGGUCCCUAGUCCAAUAUACCAUGAGGAAAAAAAAAUCCCAUGAGGAACUGGAUCCUGUCAACCACCACAUUAGUGAGCUUGGAAGCACAUCCUUCUCCAGCCCAGCUUUCAGAUGAGAUAGCAGCCCCGGCUGACUUCUUGUCUGCAGCCUGGUGAGAGACCCUGAACCAGAGGACCCAGCUAAGCCAUGACCAGAUUUCUGACCUACAGGAACCUAUAUAAUACAUAUGUGUUGUUUUAAGCUGGACGUGACCCUUGAACCCUGGGCAGUAUUAUCCGGCGUUUCAGCGGGGGCAUAACCCAGCCGAUCGACAUCGACCCUCCCUGCAGUCUGGAUUCUCUCCGAGUUCCUCAACGGCUUCCUCCACCCUUCCCUCUCUACCCACAUCCGUCCUCUGUUUCGUCCCCUCACCAGGCCCGGACCCCUCUGUCCCCCGCAGAUAGACGAUGAGCAGCCACGCCAACAGCCUGUUUCUGCGGGAGAGUGGUCAGCGGCUGGGCCGGCUGGGCUGGCUGCAGCGGCUGCAGGAGAACUUGCAGCAGAGAGCGCUGCGCACGCGCCUGCGUCUGCAGACUAUGACCCGCGAGCAUGUGCUGCGCUUCCUGCGCAAGAACGCCUUUAUCCUGCUGACGGUCAGCGCUGUGAUCAUCGGGGUCAGCCUGGCCUUUGCCCUGCGCCCGUACCAGCUCACCUACCGCCAGAUCAAGUACUUCUCUUUCCCUGGAGAACUUCUCAUGAGGAUGCUGCAGAUGCUGGUGCUGCCACUCAUUGUCUCCAGCCUGGUCACAGGUAUGGCGUCCCUGGACAACAAGGCAACAGGGCGGAUGGGGAUGCGGGCAGCUGUGUACUACAUGGUGACUACAGUCAUUGCGGUCUUCAUCGGCAUCCUCAUGGUCACCAUAAUCCAUCCUGGGAAGGGCUCCAAGGAGGGGCUGCAUCGCGAGGGCCGGAUCGAGACCAUUCCAACAGCCGAUGCCUUCAUGGACCUGGUCAGAAAUAUGUUCCCACCCAACCUUGUGGAGGCCUGCUUCAAACAGUUCAAGACACAGUACAGCACGAGGUUGGUAACCAGGACUGUUGUGAGGACGGAGAACGGAUCCGAGCAGAGCGCCUCCAUGCCUCCUCCAUCUUCAACAGAGAAUGGAACCAGCCUCCUGGAAAAUAUCACACGGGCCUUGGGCACCCUGCAGGAGGUGCUGACCUUUGAGGAGACUGUGCCGGUAUCUGGCUCGGCCAAUGGCAUCAAUGCCCUGGGCCUUGUGGUCUUCUCUGUGGCCUUUGGGCUGGUCAUUGGCGGCAUGAAACACAAGGGCCGAGUCCUGAGGGACUUCUUCGAUAGCCUCAAUGAGGCUAUUAUGAGGCUGGUGGGCAUCAUUAUCUGGUACGCACCUGUGGGCAUCCUGUUCCUGAUUGCUGGGAAGAUCCUAGAGAUGGAAGACAUGGCUGUCCUAGGGGGUCAGCUGGGCAUGUACACCCUGACCGUCAUUGUGGGCUUGUUCCUCCAUGCUGGUGGUGUCCUGCCUCUUAUCUACUUCCUCAUCACCCACCGGAACCCCUUCCCCUUCAUCGGGGGCAUGCUGCAGGCCCUCAUUACCGCCAUGGGCACGUCUUCCAGCUCUGCGACACUGCCCAUCACUUUCCGCUGCCUGGAGGAGGGCCUGGGUGUAGACCGCCGCAUCACCAGGUUCGUGCUGCCUGUGGGGGCCACUGUCAACAUGGACGGCACUGCCCUGUACGAGGCUCUGGCCGCCAUCUUCAUUGCUCAAGUCAACAACUACGAGCUCAACCUGGGCCAGAUCACAACUAUCAGUAUCACAGCGACAGCAGCCAGUGUUGGGGCUGCUGGCAUACCACAGGCGGGUCUGGUCACGAUGGUCAUUGUGCUCACAUCGGUCGGCCUGCCUACUGAAGACAUCACGCUGAUCAUAGCUGUGGACUGGUUCCUGGACCGACUUCGCACGAUGACCAACGUGCUGGGGGACUCCAUUGGAGCGGCGGUCAUUGAGCAUUUGUCUCAGCGGGAGCUGGAGCUGCAGGAAGCUGAGCUCACCCUCCCCAGCCUAGGGAAGCCCUACAAGUCGCUCAUGACCCAAGAGAAGGGAGCAUCCAGGGGGCGGGGAGGCAACGAGAGUGCCAUGUGAGGGCGGCCCUGCGGAAGGCCCGCUGCCUGAACGGCCGUGCACUGGACACACAUGUUCUGUCUGGCAUGUUUGGGGGAAACUGAGAUAAAGGAGCAGGAAUGAAGGAAUGUG